AUGACGUGUGAUGAAGGACGACCUUGUCAAAGAUGCAUCAAGCGUGAUAUUGGUCAUCUCUGUCAUGACGAGCCCAAAUCUAAACUUGGCACGGACGCCGAUCACCAUUCCGAAAACCAUGCAACUCAGAGCCUUCAGCCUGAAAAUCAUAUGGGGCCAAGCGCCAAUAUAACUCAACUACCGCAAAAUACCGCCUUCAAUUUCGGACCACCAGAACCCAACGCAGCAUCAUGGCCGAUCUCAUUCCCUCCUGACCAGUCAAUGGGUAAUGAAUUCUCCGUACUAAGCGACUUUCUCGAGUCUUUAGGAGACCAGCCUUUUCUAAACAACAAUGGAGGGCCAAACAGUGCCAUAUCGUCUACGUUUUCCUCAGCGCAGACUCAAAUGUCUCAGUUCGCGGAGCCCCCAGCCCCUCCGCAGCCAGCGACUCCAAAUCGACCUCCAAGUCGAUCACGACAGCCAUCAGAACACGUCGAGGUGCUGACCGCCCCGACAAAGGCCGAGCAAUUCUUCCUUACUGCGGCUGAUCAAGAGGAUGGUACUCGUGAUGAGCGUCUCACGCGGGUGAUCCAUGCGAAAUAUGAGGCCGGACUGCUCAAACCCUUUAAUUAUGUUAAGGGUUACGCCCGGCUCUCUAGAUGGAUGGAUAAGAACGUUUCGUCGCAGUCAAAACAACUAAUUUUGCAACCGCUAUCGGUGCUUCGGCCCAAAUUCCGGGCUAUUGCACAAUCCCUGACAGAUAUUGAUUUGGUGUUCAUAGAAGAGGCCUUCGAGCGGCUGUUGCUCGAUUAUGAUCGGGUAUUCUCCGCAAUGGGUAUUCCUGCUUGCUUGUGGCGGAGGACGGGAGAAAUAUAUAAGGGAAACAAAGAGUUCGCGGAUCUAAUUGGAGUGGAUGUAACUCAGUUGCGAGAGGGCCGUCUCUGCAUCUAUGAACUCAUGACAGAAGAGUCCGCUGUAAAUUAUUGGGAGAAAUAUGGACAUGUGGCAUUUGACGCAGCACAAAAAGCGGUCCUGACAUCAUGUGUGCUUCGAUAUAAGCCGUUACCGGCCACUCUCAGGAAGAAGCUCCUCAAGCUACGCUCAAACUCAGGCCCGCCUGAAGAGGCUCUCAUAAGCUGCUGUUUUUCAUUUACUAUACAAAGGGAUUUGCAUGGGAUACCUACACUGAUUGCAGGUAUGUUUUGCCGUUCCGAAACUUCAUACAGCACUAAUGCCUCGCCCGUUCCUGUGCCGGCGCAGGACCGGUUCUUUGGAUGA
Molecule: messenger RNA, 1257 nt
Organism: Cantharellus anzutake
Lineage: Eukaryota; Fungi; Basidiomycota; Agaricomycetes; Cantharellales; Hydnaceae
Exons: 14
Coding region: 1-1257 (418 amino acids)
Cellular component (GO): nucleus
Molecular function (GO): RNA polymerase II transcription regulatory region sequence-specific DNA binding
Source: RefSeq, a predicted model, not a curated record